AAAUGACUUUGUGAUGUCUCUUCACUGGUGUUUGUGUGUGUGAUGGAGAAAGAGGAAUGGAUGGAUGGCUGGAUGGAUGGAUGGUGGGGCUAGAGUAGGGAGAAGAUGCAGGAGAGUGUUGGUAUUUUUAGCUCCACAUGAGUGUGUGUCAGCGUGGGUGUGUGUGUGCGUGGGUGUAUGUGUGUGUGUGUGUGUGUGUGUGUGUGUGUGUGUGUUUGUAUCCAUGCUUUUGGAUUAGCCUCUGUGACGUCUUGCUCUGGGGAAGGUAAUGUGCUUGUCCCAAAGAGCUGCUGCUGCUUCUGUGGAAUUUGCAUAGAUUUGGUAAAACGAGCAAGAGAGGAAGCGAGAGAGGAGAGUGAGGGGAGGGAGGGCUGCAAAGAGCACUGUAGAGGAGAGGAUGGAAUGAAGAAGCAAUCUUCCCUUUUCUACUUGCUCCGUUUGCAUCUUGCUCUACAUCCUCUCCCGGGCUUAUCUCUGUGUUCUUCCCAUCCGUCAUUUCUUGGUACCAGACUCCUUUUCUCCUCAUCCCUCCUCUCUCUCUGCUUCUCCCCAAAUGUUCUGUCCUGUCAGUCAAUGAGCCAGUGAAGCCUCCUCCUUCUUUUUCUUCCUUCCAAUCAUUCCCCCAUGCAUGCCAGGAGAUACACGCACACGCGUGGCACCGACACACACAUGCUUAUCAGGGAGACGACAUAAGUCAAGACCACAGCUCGGGCUGUUGAGAUGGGCAACUCUGUAAAGUCGCUCAAAAUUUUCAACAAGAAGGACCAGAAGAAGAACUACAAAGCGGUGCAGUCCUGUGAGGAGGGGGGCUCAGGGGGGGGCUAUCUAGAGCCGCUAGUGGCCCUGGCCCAGAAUGGCGCCAACAUGCACAACGUGCUGGGCCCCGCGUGCAUCUUUCUACGCAAGGGCUUCGCUGAGAGCCGGCAGGCUGACCGAGAGCUGAGGCCAGAAGAAAUGGAUGAGCUACGUGAGGCGUUCAAGGAGUUCGACAAAGACAAAGACGGCUUCAUCGGCUGCAAAGACUUGGGGAACUGCAUGAGGACGAUGGGCUACAUGCCAACAGAGAUGGAGCUGAUAGAACUCAGUCAGCAGAUCAACAUGAACUUGGGGGGACAUGUUGACUUUGAGGACUUUGUCGAGCUCAUGGGGCCCAAACUUCUAGCCGAGACGGCGGACAUGAUUGGCGUGAAGGAGCUGCGUGAUGCGUUCAAGGAGUUUGACACCAAUGGCGACGGUCAGAUCAGCACCGCGGAACUACGAGAAGCAAUGAAGAAGCUUUUAGGACAACAGGUGGGUCACAGAGACCUGGAGGACAUUCUGCGAGACAUCGACCUCAACGGAGAUGGACACGUGGAUUUUGAAGAAUUUGUUCGGAUGAUGUCUCGGUGACUUGCUAAUGGGCCUUCCAGAGUGCAAAACAAUAAAACAAAGCAUAUCACGUCUGCCCUGAAGCUGCAAUGCUGGAGCACAAUGACUGGCCACCACAGCCUGUCAACAGUUGAUUUUCUCCUGCUGGUUCUUUUAGUAUGGACUGUACAUUUUUUUUUAUGAUCAAGAAUCAUUUUUUUAAGAAAAUCAAGCACAUUUUUCUGGUGCUAACGUGGUUGUUGAUGACUAUUGUAGCCAUUUAGAUGAUGUCAUGCUAAAGAUGAUAAAGACCCAACAAGGAGAGCCUGUCAAGCCCCUCUAUGUGGGGCUAAAAACAAUGGAGGUUAUCUCAGGGUAUUUUCUAAACAGGGUCCGUCCAAAGUAGGAACUGGUCAAAUGCACUAAGGCUAGACGUAAAGGAACUAUCUUAAGGGAUGCUUCAAUGCUUGCCAGCACAAAGCACUUAUCCAAGAUGGCAAUAUGGACUUUUUUAUGUGGUCUUGUCAAAAAAAAAGUGUGGUUGUAUUCUGUGCUUACUGUUGUUUCUUCUCCAGGCACUAGACUUUAUCCCACAAGACUGUUGUUGAAUUCAUUUCGGGGGGAAUUUGCUUAUUCUGUAAUUAAAUGUAUUGUAGCGAGGACGUCUUUCCUCUGGAUUCAGUCAUGUCAUGAAUAUCUUACUGUGAAAUUUGUCUUUUUCUGUGUGCAUUACGAUGAACAGAAAUGCGAAGUACAGUAGCUCUGAGUACUAUUUAAAACAGGGGUCUCAAACUCCCCUGUACCUGGGGGCCGCAGGAGAUAGGGUCUGGUUGUGGCUGGGCCGCAUGAAGUAUUGGGAGCAAUGGUACAAAAGAAUGAGGAUGUUUUAGCAACAUAAGUGUAAACAGGAUUUUAGUUUUGGUGUCUGAAAAACAGUAAAGCUAUUUUAAACUCAUUCAGAAAACACAACAUCUCAUGUCUCUCAAGUAAAACAAUGCUAUAAAGUGGAAUCAUAUCAAAAAGAAAUAUUUUUUAUAGCAUUUACACUACUCCUCCAUGUCUAGUCGUGGGCCGCAAAAUAUGGGCCGCAAGUUUGAGACCACCGAUUUAAAAUAUUCUGCAUGAAUAUACAGAAUAUUUUUAACCCUUAAGAGGUCCUGUGGACAUUUUGUGCCAGUCUGUUUUUUUUAUAUUUAUUUUUAAGCUCUUGUAGCCAUGUUGUCUUGGAGCCUAAAACGGCAACGCUACACAACAAGUAAAAAAAAAAAAAUGUCCUACUGAAAAUAACAUUUUGAUCACACAUUUAUCUUAACGCAAACGAAUGCAGGCCUUUGUGUUAAGAUUUCAAUUUGGGCUACUGGCCUCCUGUUUUUUCAUUUUUAUAUUUGU
Dunckerocampus dactyliophorus (ringed pipefish) is the source of this 2736-nucleotide messenger RNA. It is a transcript of the gene cabp1b, whose product is annotated as calcium binding protein 1b. Bases 721 to 1389 code for a protein of 222 amino acids. The record is from RefSeq and is a predicted model, not a curated record. The transcript is spliced from 8 exons. Gene Ontology annotation, molecular function: calcium ion binding. Lineage: Eukaryota; Metazoa; Chordata; Actinopteri; Syngnathiformes; Syngnathidae.